Molecule: messenger RNA, 1141 nt
Organism: Durotheca rogersii
Lineage: Eukaryota; Fungi; Ascomycota; Sordariomycetes; Xylariales; Xylariaceae
Product: putative NADPH-dependent 1-acyl dihydroxyacetone phosphate reductase
Exons: 3
Coding region: 174-917 (247 amino acids)
Source: RefSeq, a predicted model, not a curated record
UACCUAAAUAUGGAAAUAUAGAUAUUUGUGUUAUUUCCUACGUGCCUGCUGAUAGGUCUCUGCGUCUCUCCUCUAGGUAUUUACACACCACACGGCAUCACUCGGAAUUCUACGAAUCUUAACUUCAUUCACAAUCAGCACUGGCCCAUCGAAUUAGAGAUUUUCACUUUACCAUGGCGUCAAAAGUUGUCCUUAUAACAGGUGCGAACCGUGGUUUCGGCCGAGCGCUCGUCGAGCGUUUCCUUGCUCUUCCAAACCAUACGGUCAUAGCCGCCAAUCGUAGCCCGGAGCAUCCGACGUCUCAGACGCUCGCCGAGCUGCCUAAGGGGAAGGAUAGUCGCGUUAUUGUUGUCAAGUACGACGCCGCUGUUGAGCAGGACGCUUUCGACGCCGUGAAGGAGAUUGAAGAGAAGCACGGCAUUGACCACCUCGAUAUUGUUGUUCCCAACGCCGCGAUCGCAAAGUCCUUUCCUUUCGUGAGAGAGGUGAAGCGUGCUGACAUCCGGGAACAUGUUGAGGUAAACGUUCUUAGUGUUAUCUCACUAUAUCAGGCGACACGUGACCUACUGCAGAAGUCGCUCAAAGGGCCUAUCUUUGCCCCCAUGGGGUCUUUAGGGGGCACUCUAGGACGGCAGCCUAAUAUACCAAGCGCCUCAUACGGGCCAUCCAAGGCCAUGGUGAGCUGGUACGGUAUCAGAAUUAACACUGAGGACGAGUGGCUGAACGCCUUCGUGCUGGACCCCGGCUGGGCCGGGACCGACAUGGGCACCGCAGCUGCGAAGGCUUUGGGGGCUGAGUCAGCUAUGAUCACAGUGGACGAGGCUAUGGAUGGCGUGUUUAAAGUCCUCACUACAGCCACCAAAGAAAAGUGCGGCGGCAAGUUUAUGUCGUACACCGGCGAGGCCGAGAUUUGGUGAUUACGAAAUUCGAUGUCACCCUCCGAGGCGAAGGGGGGGUAGGGUAUCGAUCAAAUAGUGUUUACAAAGCUAUCCUCGGCUCCCCUUAAACAUCGUCUAGAUGCCCCUGAGCUUGGGUCCUUUUGGCAUCGGGUCGAAGGAGGCCAUCAAUGUCAAGUGUUCGUUGCUAUUACAUAGGUAUAGGCUCUCAACUGUCUUUGACUUGGAUAUUAUUUCGUACCGUC